CCUCCCCUUAGCUGCCCGCCGCCCUGCCUGCGCCGCCUCCCCGCGCGCGUGGGACGCUCCCCAGGCCUCGAGCCAGGCCGAGCCGCUGCUUCUGCUUUCCAGCGUGCUAUUUGCAUCGUUCGGCAUUUGACUUCGGUUAAAGUCAGGACCUCCUCUAAGAAGGACUUGUUGGUUUUGGUCUUAAGUUUUUUGUUUGUUUCCAACAUGGCAGCCUCCAGCCGCGCACAAGUGUUAGAUCUGUACCGGGCGAUGCUGAGAGAGAGCAAGCAUUUCAGCGCCUACAAUUACAGAAUGUAUGCUGUCAGGAGGAUAAGAGAUGCCUUCCGAGAAAAUAAGAGUGUAAAGGAUCCUGUAGAAAUUCAAGCCCUGGUGAAUAAAGCCAAAAGAGACCUUGAAAUAAUCCGCAGACAGGUCCAUAUUGGCCAGCUGUAUUCGACUGACAAGCUUAUCAUUGAGAAUCAAGAGAAGCCCAGGACAUAGGAGCCCAACACUUGGAAACAGCCUCCAGCAGCAGAACUGACCACCUUCAGCAUCCAUUCUGUACGGUGUGGAAGCUCCCAGUACUAGCUGAACACAGCCUCUUGCUCUGCCUGCCUUGUAGGAGCUGAGAAACUGGGGCCCAUUUGCAUCCUGUCACAGCCAUAAUGGGAAGAUGGCUGCAACUCCUCAAUCCAGGCAUUAGAAUGAAGAGCUGGAGGCCACUCAGAAUAAAGCCAUGUGUUGUCGUGUCUCCUCUCCAUCCCCCAUCUUACAGAUCACCCAUGUGUAGAGCUUUUGCAGACUUUGUGUCUUAGUCCUUUAAAAUAAACAGAAUUAUCUCUCUGUCCUUUUGUACCAAAUAAACCCAUUAUAAUGAA
Molecule: messenger RNA, 857 nt
Organism: Myodes glareolus (Bank vole)
Lineage: Eukaryota; Metazoa; Chordata; Mammalia; Rodentia; Cricetidae
Gene: Lyrm4
Product: LYR motif containing 4
Biological process (GO): iron-sulfur cluster assembly
Cellular component (GO): mitochondrion; L-cysteine desulfurase complex
Source: RefSeq, a predicted model, not a curated record